AUGGGUACACAAGAUGUUGAGCUUGGGAUUUCUCGCGAUGGCUAUCCUGCUCUUGCGAGCUGGAUCGCAGAUGAUCCCGACCAAUCAACGUUCAUCUUCCGCAAAUUCAGUCGACUAAGUGCUCGGAAUCUCCUAUAUCUCCAGGCGCAGGUUUAUGAACUUGAAAAGGAGCUGGAUGACUUGGACAAUGAAACAGCUACAGGCCAGGAUGUUAUACUAAAAAUGUCUGUCAGGCGAUGGGAGACGUUCAACGAGCAUGCCAAAAAACCAGGUCCAGUGCAAAGGCGAAUGGAGGUCACUGCUCAGAUAGCUAUUAAACUAAAGGAAUAUCAUGAAGCUCUAAUUCUUCAGUCCAACAUAGCCGCACUAGAGAGCCCAGACGAGAGACUUCUGAGGAUCUUUCGAAGGUGGUUUCGACAAGAAAAGCAGGGUAGUGGAAAUUCUGUCAUCGAUGGAAAGGUCAGGAAAAUGCUCGACGACAACAUUGAUCUAUUAGCACUAAGGACGGACCCCGAGGAGGACAUGUUGUCAUGGUAUUUACGGAGCUACUGGCCGCUUGAGGGAGACUCAAGGCCAGGUAUUGAUGACGGUACUAGAUAUUACCGUCUCCGUCAUGUUUCCCAGGCCGUCGCCGUGAUUAGCACUAUCAUUGCUCUCAUUGAUCUCGUGGGCGCCAUCGUCAGCUUAUAUUACACCAAGAAUCCUCAGGCCCGCUUAGGGAUGAUCGCUGGAUUCACUGUUCUAUUUGGCUUGAGCCUCCGUUUUGCCUCGAAUGCAAAGAGGGCUGAAAUCUUCGGGGCAUGUGCUGCGUAUGCGGCAGUUCUGGUCGUAUUUGUUUCUGGAGACCUUGGGGGCUCAUCCUCCAGUUAA
Molecule: messenger RNA, 870 nt
Organism: Penicillium taxi
Lineage: Eukaryota; Fungi; Ascomycota; Eurotiomycetes; Eurotiales; Aspergillaceae
Exons: 3
Coding region: 1-870 (289 amino acids)
Source: RefSeq, a predicted model, not a curated record